AUGAUGUUGUUUGAAUGGGUGCUAUAGAUUUUGCUGGGUGUGAUGAGUAGGCCUACACCAGCCUUAUCUUUGGCAUACUCUAUUUUAUACUGUACACUCACCGUGGAUGGAAGGCUGUGCCUAAAAGAAGAAUUAUUGUAGUAGUUGGUGAACUCUCAAAAGUCAAUAGUUAGCAUGACAGCCAAUAUUCUGAAGAUGUCUCGGACGACUCAUAAAGACCAAUCUGUCCUGCACUCGCAAACAAACGGUAUCCCUUUGCAACAACACAAUAACAACAGCACAAAUGCUGUCCUCAAAAAUGGACCAUUACUUCAGAGGCAAGAGAGCCUUGAAAAUGGGAACUAUGACAUCAACUGUGGAACCAUUUCAAAAGAAUCCAACGCUGCAACGGAAAAACGACGAGAAGAUUAUAGAUCGCAUGGAUCAAGUGGAAUUGGAAGUGGGUCUGCAGAAACAUAUUAUGAUGAAUCCCUUCUGGGUAGUAGUAUGGAGAGUGGUUAUUCUGGAGCCAGGCGACGGUCUUCAACCUAUUCUGACAAUAAGAUCCAAGAAGUAAUUACAGAGGAAGGCAGAGAAACGGCGAAAACACAAGAGAAUCAUAAAGAAACAAUUCUGAGACAAUGCAUGAAGAGGAGUAGCGAAGAUAUGUGUAAUUCCUUUGAAACGCACCGUGAAAAGAUUUUUAAAAGUGAUAUUGAGCAGAUUCGGCAGAAGUUGAAUGAAUCUAUUCAAAUCAUGCUAAGUAUGGAUGUAAUUACCAGCGAGUGUUUGAGCCGUUAUAGAAUCGCCGCUCAGCAACUACAUGCAUUGGGCUCAAAUGAGUACAAAAAUGUGACCCAAGAUCUUAUUGAAAUGGAAACUAGCGAGGAAAGAAAUGAAUCAGUUGAUGUAUACGAUUGUAAUAAAAGUAAAAAGGUUUCCAGGUUAGUGAGUGCUGAUUCUGCUGAUGUGUCAGUCUCCCCUCCGGAAAUUAAAAAGGAAGAAAAUCAUCCAUCAGCAUCAUCAUCAAAAUCCUUUGAACUUCCAGAAGAAGAAUUUGCAGAGAUACAGCAAUCACACAAGCCCCCUGAAUUUGAUCUGCUGUCUGAAAAUACAUAUGCAAGCAAUGUUGAAUCACCGCUAUCUCCCAGCAUACAGCGAGAAGAGUCAAUAGAAUUACCGUCGGAUUGCCUUGAUUGCCUUGAUACUCCUACGACUGGCCGACAUGGGCUAGCUACUCUUGAUAUCCCCAAGCCAUGUAUACAGCGAGAAGCUCUGCAAUUGAGUAGUCAGUGCCAAGACCAAAGCUGCUGUCAACCGCAAUGUCGUAAGGUGCAUGAAAUUUUGACAUAUCUGAAAAAAUGUUCAAAAAGUAAACAGCCAUGCUUAGAUUGUCGAGAUGUUGUCGAUUGCCUCUAUCACCAUAGCAACCUUUGUGAAGAAUUGAAAUCUCAAGCUUAUCUUUUGAGCAUUGUUGUGCUAAACUCUACACCCUUUUUGAGAAGAAAGUUCUUAUAAUGACUUUAUUGGAGUUUGGAUGGUUGCGCAAGAAUCAGGAAUAUGAUUGGAUGGCUGAUGAUUUCAAGGAAUUCUGGACAAGAAAGGAUACGAGUAAGCUAUACUUAGUGAAUGAAUUCCUGCAGGAUUACAGCGGUUAUGGAAUGUUCAACACAGUUCAGAUGUGUAUUGCUAAUUCCGUGGGUGCUCCAAAGCAUGCAUAUGCCAUCAAGAAUUGUAGCAUAGCUCAAGAAAACCGCCAAGAGAUCCUAGAUAUCAUGUCAAAGAUCACUGAUAAGCGUUUCCCUCAAAUUGCUAAGCACCUUUGGUGUAGGGUCGUCGGCAAUUCAGCUUACAUAUGCACAAGACUUGUUAAAGGUGGCUCACUGAAAAGACUGAUAAACUCAACUUCUCAGCAAGAUUUGGAAACACUUGAGCAAAACAGGUUGAGCUUCCUUGACCAAGCUUGUAUGGUGGCAGUGCAUCUUCGAAAGCUUAAGAUCAUUUUACUUGACUGGUCCAGUGACCAUAUUAGCCUUGAUGACACCAGACAGCAGUUGGUUUUUCAUGAUUUUAGUAGCGCUGUAGUUCUUGAUGCUACAAAGCGAUACACAGCACAGAAUAAAAAACAACUUAAGCCUCACCUCACACCCAUCGAAGUAUGUAGAAAACAGCAAAGGACCUCUCAGUCAGAUGUUUGGGGAAUCAGUACCUUACUUUAUGAAAUGUCCUAUAAAAAAACAGUGUUUUACCACAUGUCGCAUGAACAUCCUGAAGUAAUUAGAAACAAGAUUGGCUGUGGAUAUAAACCAGACCUGACCUGGUGUCACAACCUGCAGUUGAUGUCUUUCCUGACUAAGUGCUGGACAGAGGACCCUAAUUCUCGAUUGUUUAUGCAUGAUGCACGUAGGCAUUGUAUUUUUUUCCUUGGGAAGGACAUGAACAUGAAGAUGAAACCGUGUAAUUACAGUGCAUUACGACCAAAACCUGUACAUGCUCAAUAGAUCUUUAUUUUACUAUUUAAUAUCUUGGCACUCUUUUUAAUAUUUGCCAAGAGCCAUUUUGUGUGUAUAAUUAUAUAUAUAUUUAUAUACCUCAUACAUAAAUUCUAGGCAUCUGAUUGGUUAAGAGGCAGGCAAUAGAAAGUCCUAUUCCCCUCAAAAAGUAAUUUUCUCCUGAACAAUAAUACUUUUUUGCCCUGUUGCAUGUGGAGAUUCUAGGCCCACUUAACAUCACGCUGACAGUAAAAGGGACUGUGACCUCUACGACGAAAGACCUUGGCCCUUGACUGUCCCACGAUCAGCGAGUAGAUGAUAAACAAAUAUGGAGGCUAGAUCUAGUCGGUUCGAGCUCCUGGAUGAAGAAGAACUAGCCUAAGCCUAGCAUUACUUCUUGAUGGAGCCGAUAGCAAAAGCACCAAAAGACAAAUUAGAUAUGUGUUGUUAAUAUUCAACAAAUAUUGCAGGACGAUGGGUGCUGUUGAAAUUGAGGAAAUGAGCAAAGAAGAGCUAGACACACUCUUUGAUUGCCUAGACUAGUGUGUAGGCCUCUAGUCGGCUAGUCUAGGAAGUGCAUAGUUCUUUAGACCUCAUAGAAUCAAUGUGUGAGGUAUAUAAAACAAAUAUUGACUGCUCUGGAUUCGGGGAACAGUCGGCCCUCGGGACGAUAGGCUGUGGUCUCCACAUCACCUCGGGGCAAUACAGUAGAUUUCACCGUUCUCCUCAUGAGCAGUCAAUAUUUGUA
Anneissia japonica is the source of this 3219-nucleotide messenger RNA. RefSeq lists its product as uncharacterized. The record is from RefSeq and is a predicted model, not a curated record. Gene Ontology annotation, molecular function: ATP binding; protein tyrosine kinase activity. Gene Ontology annotation, biological process: protein phosphorylation. Lineage: Eukaryota; Metazoa; Echinodermata; Crinoidea; Comatulida; Comatulidae.